GAGAUUGGAAAUCGAAUCCGGAACCAACCUCAUUAGAAUCGUCUGCCAGAGCGCUCUGGAAUCCGUCGUAUGUCUCGUCUACCGGAUACACAUAUCCUCCUCUUCUUCUUCUUAUUCCGAAGUCUCCGCACAUGUCGGAAAAACUCCGGUCUGGAGGAGAGCGGUGAAGCUACCGGCGCCCUAUCGCCACUGUUCCUGUAUGUGAUUUGACUUCCGAUCGACUGGAAUCGAGCGCGGCGAGAACAAGCGUUCAAAUCCCAAUCGACAACAACGACGACGACGACAGAAUUGAGCACCUCGGUCGAUCAGCAAACAAACCAUAUCGGUUCUUCCAACGUCGUUGGGAUCGUCAUCAGUCAAAUUUGGACCCACGACGGCCGAGACCAUAAUCAGCAUGUCGGGCUGGGCUCGACGUGUUCAUCGGGGGGCGAGUACCCUCAGCAGUGUUGUGACAUCGUGUGGAUACAAUGGCCCAUACGCGAUACGUAUGGAAAAGGUGAAGUUCGGCGUGCCCUUCUCGGACACAUGCAGAGCAAACGGCGACAUUCCUGGUCCCCUCCUUGUGCUAAUCUUGUGUAUUAAUAAAAUUGGACCUCAUAAACGCGACGUGUUCCGAGCACCCGGACAUCAAGGGAACGUGAAGAAACUCACCGAAUUCCUAGAACAGGGUCGACUUGUAAACUUGGACAAAUUCUCCGUGCAUACAUUAGCUUCGGUGCUGAAAAAGUUUUUGCGGAAGAUCCCCGGCGGCAUUUUCGGUUCGGAGGUCGAGGGACGCUUACUGGGAAUUAUUCAUGACGAGUCAAUUCCGCUCGACGAAAAGAGAGACCGCAUCGCUUCUAUUAUAGCUGGCCUACCUCCGCUGACGCAGCGACUGUUGGUGCUAAUUUGCGGGACGUUACGCACGAUCGCAGCUUCUAGCGAGACGAACAGGAUGAACGCUGAAGCACUGGGAGUGAGUGUGGCUCCCUCGUUCUUCAGGACCUGCGACGGUAUCAACAAAACUGCUCGGAUGACCGAUAUCGUGAAGUUCAAGAACGCUACUCGCGCCAUGCAGUUCCUAGUUGAGCAAUUUGGAGCGAGCAACGUAUAUGGAAGAGAAAACUACGAAUACUACGCGAGGAUGACCGGACGAGCUCUCCGCGUGGACGAUGGCUGGAUCUUCGCCGAUCGGUACCCUUUCGCGUCGCACAAAGAUACCGCGAUACUACUUGGUCGGGCGCCGCCGUCCCUGGAGAUCUCCGAAGCAGAGGAGUCUAUUCCUUGGCUUGGGGUUGGCGUAGGCGGUCCCUUGGGAAUGUCGUCCUGUGCGUCUACGCCCAUCCUGAAUUUGUCGGGGGUGUCCCAAGCCGAGGGCGAGGCGUGCUACGGUCGGCUUUCUAUAUCGCUUGAGGAUAACACUCUACUCCCCACCGUGCUGAAAUCGCUUGGCGCCCCCGAAAACGGAAAACACGUGCAACAGAACAACCAGUUGGAACUCAGCGAAUGCAUGCAGAAAGCUCCUCAGGACUCUGGUAGACAAUAUGACCAGCACAGAUUGUUCAACAACUGCAUGCAAGUCGUUACCACCAAGGGGUCGCCGGCGAAGAAGCCGAACUUGAUGGUUCAUUCCUACACGGUGACAGGCGGCCUCGGAACCGAUCUGAGGCGGCGAGAUAUUGGAGAUCUCCAGGAAACGACCAGCCUCAUGAAUAACAUCGAAGACUUUCUCCCGCUUGAUUCACAAACUCCCAACCCGAGUAACAAGGACGCCGUCCAUAAAUCCAUGUCGUUCCUUCCUUUGGUUCAUGAACGCCAAACUGAACGAAUGCGCACCCGCUCCGAGUGGUUCCUGAACCCUGUGGUGCCCGCGCAGCUUGAAGUCCCAAUGAAGUUAAGCUGUGCGCCGACCGCGGGUUCAACAGGCGCGCCCGUCACGAUGUUAGGCAUUGUCGGAGGCAAGAACCCGCUGCAGCCACUGAAUCAAGUUGGCAAAAUGCAGAAUUGUGCGUCAUCCCACUCGAACUCGGCGUCCGCUCUCGAUGACGUGAAGAGCUCCCUCUUGCAAGUUGAUCGGUCUUCGUCGACUAAUUCUACCUCCAGCAACUCGUCAAGCGGAAUUCAGAGAAAAACAUCCCUCAAGCGAUCCAAUUCGAGGAAGAACAAAGAAAAUUCGUCCUAUGGAGCAGCCAAACGCACUUCUUCGGGCAGCACGAUCUCAGUGGCCGUAGAACCGAAUGGGGGCAGUUGCCUGAUACAGACUGCGGAUUCGUCUAACGACCAAGCCUCACAGACCGCUCCUGGUCACGCUCCCUUCAAGCCUCGCGUAUAG
This is a messenger RNA of Galendromus occidentalis (western predatory mite), 2311 nucleotides long. It is a transcript of the gene RhoGAP71E, whose product is annotated as Rho GTPase activating protein at 71E. Gene Ontology annotation, biological process: signal transduction. The transcript has 10 exons. Bases 395 to 2311 code for a protein of 638 amino acids. NCBI's taxonomy places the organism in Eukaryota, Metazoa, Arthropoda, Arachnida, Mesostigmata, Phytoseiidae. The record is from RefSeq and is a predicted model, not a curated record. Gene Ontology annotation, molecular function: GTPase activator activity.